Molecule: messenger RNA, 7038 nt
Organism: Oryctolagus cuniculus (rabbit)
Lineage: Eukaryota; Metazoa; Chordata; Mammalia; Lagomorpha; Leporidae
Gene: ZC3H12A
Product: zinc finger CCCH-type containing 12A
Biological process (GO): 3'-UTR-mediated mRNA destabilization
Cellular component (GO): nucleus; cytoplasmic ribonucleoprotein granule
Molecular function (GO): mRNA binding; RNA endonuclease activity
Source: RefSeq, a predicted model, not a curated record
GGGGCGGUGGCCCUGCCCGGCUUCCGCGUCACCCUCCUUAACGCCACCUGCCUGUGGACCGGCCCGUAUAAAGGCGUCGCUGGCCUUGCCCCCGGGACUCGGCCCCAUGGAGUCGCCGCCGGCCGAGGGCGGCGCGCGGCUGGGGGCUGUCGCGGGCGCCUUUCUGGAGCCUGAGCCAUGAGUGGCUCCUGUGGAGAGACGCCUGUCCCGGAAGCCAGCCCCACUAUGAGUCUGUGGGCGCUGGAGGACAGCCGCGGCUGCCGGGGCACCCCUGGGCCAGCCCAGGAGCCCCGAGCCGACGAGGCGGCGGCUCUGGAGCUGCAGAUGAAGGUGGACUUCUUCCGGAAGCUGGGCUACUCCUCCUCGGAGAUCCACAGCGUCCUGCAGAAGCUCGGGCUGCAGGCCGACACCAACACCGUGCUGGGAGAGCUGCUGAAACAUGGGGCCGCGGCGGAGCGGGAGCGCCAGGCCUCGCCGGACCCCUGCACCCAGCUCCCGCUGGUGCCCCGCGGCGGGGGCACCCCCAAGGCUCCCACCCUGGAGCCUCCGCUCCCAGACGAGGACAAGGAGGGCAGCGACCUGAGGCCCGUGGUCAUCGAUGGCAGCAAUGUGGCCAUGAGCCACGGGAACAAGGAGGUGUUCUCCUGCCGGGGCAUCCUGCUGGCUGUGAACUGGUUUCUGGAGCGGGGUCACACAGACAUCACGGUGUUUGUGCCGUCCUGGAGGAAGGAGCAGCCUCGGCCUGACGUGCCCAUUACAGACCAGCACAUCCUGCGGGAACUGGAGAAGAAGAAGAUCCUGGUGUUCACACCGUCGCGGCGAGUGGGCGGCAAGCGGGUGGUGUGCUACGACGACCGCUUCAUUGUGAAGUUGGCCUUCGAGUCCGACGGGAUCGUGGUCUCCAACGACACCUACCGGGACCUGCAGGCUGAGCGGCAGGAGUGGAAGCGCUUCAUCGAGGAGCGGCUGCUCAUGUACUCCUUCGUCAACGACAAGUUCAUGCCUCCUGAUGACCCCUUGGGCCGGCAUGGGCCCAGCCUGGACAACUUCCUGCGUAAGAAGCCACUCCCCUCCGAGCACAGGAAGCAGCAGUGCCCCUAUGGGAAGAAGUGCACCUACGGGAUCAAGUGCCGAUUCUUCCACCCGGAGCGGCCCAGCCGCCCCCAGCGCUCCGUGGCCGACGAGCUCCGUGCCAAUGCCCUCCUCUCGCCCCCCCGGGCCCCAGGCAAGGACAAAAGUGCCCAGCGCCCUGCACCUUCACCACAGCCCGGCUCUCUGCCCACAGAAGGUGAACUGGGUGGCCUGGACGGGAAGAAGCCGGGGGCCCGAGCCUCCCCAGGACCCCGCCGCGAGGGGCUCACGCAGACCUUUGCCCCAGCGAGCAGGACUCUCCCAGCCAGCGGGGUCAGCGGGAGCAGCUUCGGGCCCUCAGACUGGCUCCCACAGACCCUGGACUCACUCCCGUACACCUCCCAGGACUGCCUGGAUUCGGGCAUUGGCUCCCUGGAGAGCCAGAUGUCAGAACUGUGGGGGGUUCGAGGCGGAGGCCUGGGAGAGCCAGGCCCGCCUCGGGGUCCUUACGCUGGCUACCACUCUUACGGCUCUGAGCUCCCAGCCACGCCGGCCUACCCAGCCUUUGGCCGGGCCAUGGGCGCUGGCCACUUCAGCGUCCCCACUGACUACGCACCCCCGCCACCCACCUUUCCACCCCGAGAGUACUGGUCAGAGCCAUACCCGCUACCCCCACCCACGCCAGUCCCUCAGGAUCCCCAGGGGCCGAGCCCUGGGCCCGGUGGGGCCCCGUGGGGCGGGGUGGGCAGCCUGGCCAAGGAGCGGGCCAGCGUGUACACCAAGCUGUGCGGCGUCUUCCCCCCGCACCUGGUGGAGGCUGUGAUGGGGCGCUUCCCGCAGCUCCUGGACCCCCAGCAGCUGGCAGCCGAGAUCCUGUCUUACAAGUCCCAGCACCCCAGUGAGUAAGGCAGCCGGUGGCCGGUGGGGGGUGGGGGGUGCUGUCCGGCCAGGCUUGGUGCGGUCAAGUGGCUCGUUCCCAGCCCGGGGGCAGCCCUGGAGGCUAGACAGCAGGAGGGUGAAAGUAGGGAAGGGAGCCCGCAAACCAAAGAUACUGUAGGAUUGGUUCUGGCCCACACGGCUGCCCAGCCGCGUGUCUGGGUGGGUCAGAAGCGAUCGCCCUGUUGAUGCACAUUGUAUCUGUAGUCUAAGCAGACGCUGCCAGUAACGGCCGUCGGUCUGUGGCUGAGGCCCAAACCCUCUUUUCUCUCAGAGGGCGGGGAGGGAGGCUGGGGGGAGCAGAGGCCUGGGCUGGGGGCCCUGUGCACGGCCCCCCACCUCCGCCCUGUCCCUGGGAUGCCAGCCUUGGCUGGCCAGUUGGGCACCGUGUGCCUGCCCUCCGGGGGCCCCUCCUCUAAGCCAAUGAGGCCUUGCCCGUGCUCGCUCGCUGGGCGCAAGGCUUCAUGUUAGUAAGCAAGAUGCUUCUUAAUAACCUACCUUCUGCCCCACUCCGUUCACCUGCCCCAGGGACCUGGGGCCCUCCGCGCUCCCCGAGGGUGGGAGGACACGCGUGUCUGUGUUCUACGUGGAAAGCCCUUCCCUCCCGUAACGUCAAUAAAGCAGUGUGACCCCUUUUCAGAGGCACUGUUGUCGCCUUCCUGCCUCCAGCGUCGGGCUGGCCUGCCGGUGAGGAAGGCGGGCCGGUGGGAGCCCCCACGGCCCUGCCCCUGCUCUGGAAGGAGGGUUACCAGCUCGCACACGCGUGCUGUGCCUGCACUGGAGGCAGCUGUGGGCCUGGGCAGGCGUGGGCACCGGCCUAGGAAGCGGAAGUGUGACAGGGCCUGGAGUCCUGUGGCCGUGCACGGCCGGGGCUGUUCCUCUUUUCUGGGCUGUGGCCAGAGCCAGGGCUAGGAAAGCGCCGGGCCAGGGCGAUGGCCUCGCAGGGGUUGGCUGGAAGGACUGACUGGCAAGUCUUGAAGACUCAGCUCUGGCCCUGUGCUCCCAGCCACGGCUGUGCUCCGGAUCCCAGCUCAGCAGGCAGGGCAGAGGCUGUGGGGCGGGCAGUGGCAGGGUACCCUCCAGCAGGCGAGGAGCCCUCUGCCACUGGUUGUCACCUGGGAGGAGUGAGUGCCCCUUGCAGGGGCUCAGUGUUCUCUACGAAGUGAGGGUAAUAACGGUAUCUACCCUACAGGCCUGACACCUGGCGCAGGGCAGGUGCUCGCCGAGAGGCCUGUGGUGCAACUCCCCAAGGGCUCCGUGCGCUGGGUCCUCCCUCCAUCCAGCGUCUGACUUACCUGACCCACAGAGAUGCCUGCAGAACCACACACACCACCCCUGUCGGUGAAAAACUGGGGUGUGGUGUCAAAUAGCUGGGCUAUCCCAUGACUGCCACACACACACAACCAGCAGGGGGAAAACGGGAACGUUUUUGUUUUAAGGCUUUUUGUUUUUUAAAAUUCUUAUUUAUUUGAAAGGCAGAGUGACAGGGAGAGACAGAUCUUCCACCCACUGGUUCACUUCCUCAAAUGGCUGUAAUGGCCAAAGCUGGGCCAGGCUGAAGCCAGGAGCAUCAUCCGGGUCUCCCAUGUGGGUGGCAGGAUCCCAAGCACUUGGACCAUCUUCCGCUGCUUUCCCAGGCACAUUAACAGGGAGCUGGAUUGGAAGUGGAGCAGCCGGGACUCGAACCCAUGCCCAUAUAGGCUUAACCCACUGCCCAACGCCAGCCCAGGAGAAAAGUCUCAGUGAUGCUAGCUUUGAUUGUCUCACCUAAUUGGUCCUUGGUUGAGAGGUGGUUGUGGCAUCGUUUUAUUUGGAAACUGCUCUGGCACAAGACCACUGAGCCGCAUGUUGAGGGAAACGCCACCCUGGUGCCCCUGCACACAAUGCCCCCACCUUGUGCUUGGGGUGGGACUCAGUGCAUGACCCGGAAGUGAUUCUGCCAAGUGGAACUCAAAGCCUCCCACAAAGUCUUCUUCACGGUGUCCCAUACCUGCUGCUUCCAGAAAAUGGCACUGCCUUGUUUACAAAUGACUUUUUUCCCAUCAAUAACUGUAUUUCAGAUUAAAUGGCUACCUUUGGGUCCCUGUUUUUCGGGGCAAGAAGCUGAAAUACUGGAUUGUCCAGUUCAUUAUCAGGCACUUGGCAAUGCCAAGUGACUUGUCCAAGGUUCCAUGGAGGAGGACUGACUGGAGCAGGGCCUUGUACUGGUCCCCCAGCCCCCAGAUCUGAGGAAGGGAAGGGCCUCAGACACCAGGAGCCCGAGUAGCCCCACCGCCGCACCCUCCUGUGCUGUGGAGCUUGGAGGCUCUGAGGCCUCAGGGGCCACCUAGAAGGGGAAGUAGGGAGCUCUCUCACCCCUCCUCCCACCCACGUGCCCACUGGCCAUGGACUUGGGAGCUCACACUUGCUUCUUGACCGGGGCUGAACUCUUGGUCACUUGCUGCUUCUGCCUGAGUGUGUGCAGGGGUGGGGCGGGGAGCGACUCUGCGGGCAGGUGGGCAGCGGGCAGCAGGUGCCGGCUGGCUGUGGUUGUCUGGAGGUGUGGUCUGGUCCUACAGGUUUAUCCAUGGGUGCCAACGAUGACAGCAGGGCCCGUGCAGCAGGUGCCGAGCUCUGUGGAGGAUCUGGUCCGUUCUGCCCUUCCUUGUGGGCCCAAGCUUGUAGCCUGUGCUUUCCCGGCAGCCUUGGCCACACUACGCUGGCCAUCGAUGCUUGGAGCUUCCCUUGGGGCCUCUUUCCCAAUCUGGCUUCCAAGCAGAGCUACUCAGAAGCUUCCAGGCCCAAUGCCCAGGCUAGUUCUUCCCCCUGGCUUAGGUUUUAACUCUGCAAGUUCUCCCCACUGCCUCCUGUCACACUCCUUCAAGUGGCUUAAACAGGCGGCACUUCCUCCCAGGGUCUGUCUCCACCUCUCCACCUUCUAUACUUCCCAAGAGGAUACCCCAGUCUGUGUGUUGGCAGCAGGAGAGGGAGGUGGCCUGGGUUCACCCAGGCCCACUCACUUCCCCUCUCGACAGCCUCAACUCCCAUCCCCACCCCCCCAGCUCUGGUGAUCUGUACAGGACAGGGUGGCAGGAACAGAAUGUGACUCCUGAGACCAAAGCUCAAACCAUGGAGACGGCGGCAGCUGCUGAGAGGGAUCAAACUCCAGGUGGCUUCCCCACGCGCUCUUUCCUCCUCUGGCUUUCCUGGUUCCAGGAGCCAAGAAGCUGAUGGGGAAAACUGGCCAGUAUGCAAAUUCCUGCGCUGUUGGGAAAUGACACAGAGGACUGGCGCCUCCCACCCACUUUUUCCCACACCCCCAAAGGCCCUCCUUCCACCCCGGCCUGUGGCUGUCUUGGACAGGUGCCCAACCCUGGGCUGUCUUGCAAGUUCUGACUCGCACAGGGGUUCACCCCCGCUUGGGGUGCAGAUUGCAGAAGCCGGGAUGACCAUGGCCUGCCCGGAGAGAAGGAAGCAGCCCACAACAGGAAGGCGUCCUGGCCGCUCAGUCCCCGCCCCCCUCCUCCCCACCGGGGGCAGCUCGGCAGUGGCUAAGAACCGGGGACCUACACUAGCAGCAGGAGAGCGUGCUCUGGGCUCCGGCGGAGUGGCUCUCCCAAGGCCCGCAGUGCUGCUGGUCCGCUGCAGGCUGAGCUGAGAAGUGGCCGGGCCAGCCUCCCGCGCUGUGCGAGGUGCUGGGCAGGCCCUGUCAGACAAUGUGCCCAUCACAGAAAACUGGCUUCCAAGGAGCUGGGAGGAGCUGGUUCCCAGGGGCUCUUGCCCUCAAAGGCAGCCCAAGGACUUUUGCCUGUGGGCUUCUCAAACCCACAGCUCAUGUUUUUCUUCCUAUUCCACAGCCAAGUGGGUGGUGGAAGCCCAUUCCGGGGACCUCCUGGCUCACGGGAAGGGUGGGGCAGACUUGGCUGCGGGAGGCAGGAAGUUGGGCCCUAUAAUUAAGGAAAUCCAGGCCAUCCCAAGGCGGUGGCGUGUAAAUCCUUCCGGCUGGUUCCUGGAGCGGGAGGAGGCCACAGGUUGUCACCCAGGGCGUGGCUGUUUGAAGCUCCUCUGAACACAGCUGCUGGCGAUCUUCAAAUAUUCACCUGUUUGAGAAAUGGCAGCAAAACGAGGCGGGAGGAAAGGCUCGGGGAGCCCACCACACACUGAGCUGGACCUGCGGCUGGGAGAUCAGGUCACGGGGCCGUCUCAAGGCAGAUUCUGGCUGCUCUCCAGAGGAAGACCUCACUGAAGGCCAAGGUGCUGCUGGCACCUCGCCUGCCACCUGCUGGCACCUCCCGGUACUACUGCCCGGCACGAAUCACGGGGAGACCAGGGUCUCCUGCAGGACCCAGGCAAAAGUGGGCAAUGCUUCAUGGCACCUGCAGCUCCGCCUUGGAAAGCAACACCAGAGGUCACUGCCGUGCCUUUGGCAAAGUCUAAAGCUCCUAAAAGUGCUAACUCUUCCAGGCAUUAAAAAAAAAAAAAAAAGUCUAAGUAGAACAGCAGCAGAAGGAAGAAAAAAGUACAAGGAUUCACAUUUAACAAAUGAUUUCAAAAAUAGAAAUAGUGAGGUGCCAGCAUCCUGCCCCUCUCGUUUCAGCUCGGUCCUCUUGCUGGCAGGGAUGCCAACAACAGAGCGGAGCCAGAGCUCCAGGUUCCCUGGGGUGGGGGGAGCCCUUGCCCCUUGACUCAGCAACCUCCCUGCUGGGCACUCACACUUGCAAACCACGUGUGUAAGACUAGCCACAGGGCUGGCGCUGUGGCAUAGUGGGUAAAACCUACAGUGCCAGCACCCAUAUGGGUGCUGAUUCGAGUCUCAGCUGCUCCACUCCUGGUCCAGCUCUCUGCUGGCCUGGGAAAGCAGUGGAAGAUGGCCCAAGUCCUUGGGCGCCUGCACCGACAUGGGAGACCUGGAAGAAGCUCCUGAUCGGCAUGACUCCAGCCGUUGUGGCCAGUUGGGGAGUGAACCAGUGAGUAGAAGACCGCCUGCUCUCUGCCUCUCUGUAACUCUGCCUUUCAAAUAAAUAAAUACAUCUUAAAAAAAAAAAAAAAAAA